AUGCGCGAGGUCGCUUGCGGCGCAUUGCAGGCCUAUAUUCCCGGCCCCCCGUUCGAGGAAUCGCAGAACGGGCGGGGAGUCGGGGAGUCACGUCUAGGCACGUGUGCGCCCUCUCCCGGCAUCGCGUCUCCGCAGGACCGGCGCCGGACCCGUGUUUACGCAGGGCCGUUGACGACGACCCGUCUACCCCACGCACUCGCUCGGCCGCCCCGCUCGUCUCUUGCGCCCGUCUUUCAUGUUGCUUAUGCCCCUCCGCUGUGCACGCGCGAGACACCCCAGCACACGGCCGCCCAUAUAGCCUUGAGAACGCGCUGCCUCUCUUCGUAUCGCAUCAGGAAUUCCCAGGAUCUCUCAGGGUCGGGUCGGGUCGGGUUUGGGUUUGGGUCAGAGUCUCCGCGCGACAGACAGACAAACAAACAAACAAACAUGUUUCGAAAAAUUCUCUCGCGGGCUGUGACGUGCGUGUUGGACACGAGCGCGGACGUGGACGCGAACGUGGAUGGGGGCGCAAGGCUGGACGGGCCAGUGGUAGAGCUGGAGUUGGGGCUGGAGCUGGAGCAGGAGGCGGGCGUCAUCGUGGGUGGCCUGGGCUGUCGCGUCGUGCAGCGGCCGGUGGCUGACCAGCUGCGCCACGCACUCCUGCAGUCGGUCGACGUCGAGGCGCUGCGCGGCCUGCUGCCCGCGCGCCCGCGGGUCCCGUGGCGGCGCGUCGCGGGCCUAUGCGGAGACGCGGUCGUGCCUGUGUAUCGCGCGCUGCAGAGCACGCUCGGCGAGGACGUGGAGCACCUGGCGGCGCUGUUUGCGGAGAUGGAGAUGGAGAUGGAGGCGGCGGCGGGUGCGGGUGCGGGUGCGGGUGCGCUCGAUGAGGUGCACGCAAGCGGAGUCGAGCGAGAACCGAGCGCGUCGGGCGGACAGGCGGCGGGGGUAGAGGGUUGCGAACGAGACACAGCACCUAUUACCCUGGAGGAGGACGCGGACACGCACGCGCCGGCAUCGAGCGACGAUCACUGGGCGACAAGUUGCGCGCACCUGCCGAGGAUCGUGAUCACGCCGUGCGAGGGCGAGGGCGAGGGCGAGGGCGAGGGCGAGAGGGCGGGGGAGGGGCGGACGUGCUGCUGGGUGCCGGUGCAGGACGCGUGCUUCGGGAAGCGGCUGGUGGUGCCCGCGCACGCGGCGGUGAACGAGGUGUUCCCGCCGCAGCUGGGGAUGGGGAAGGCGGGUGUGCUGGCGCGGCAGUGGGAGUACGCGGACGGGCACUGGCGGGCGGUGCUGCCGAGCGUGGACGAGCAGAUGCGGAGGGGCCUGCAUUCGCGGGCGGUGUCGCACCGGCGGAGAUCGUCGCGGUGUCGCCGGGCGAACGAAAGAACCAGACAGCGAGCGAGUGAAGAAGCACUGGCCGGUGACGUCGGUGCGGGCCAGCAGCGUGGGAACGAUGCGCUAUUCUUACAGCAGGCGGGCGCCGAGCGAGCGGCUGCGGGCGCUCUGCGGGUGAAGCACGCACUCGCCAGCCUCGUCCUCCACCAGCAGCCGUGCACUCCUUCCCGCCACUGA
Messenger RNA from Heterobasidion irregulare TC 32-1, 1551 nucleotides. RefSeq lists its product as uncharacterized. The record is from RefSeq and is a predicted model, not a curated record. Bases 1 to 1551 code for a protein of 516 amino acids. NCBI's taxonomy places the organism in Eukaryota, Fungi, Basidiomycota, Agaricomycetes, Russulales, Bondarzewiaceae. The transcript is spliced from 5 exons.